Ylistrum balloti is the source of this 5105-nucleotide messenger RNA. Its product is annotated as G-protein coupled receptor GRL101-like. Gene Ontology annotation, biological process: G protein-coupled receptor signaling pathway. NCBI's taxonomy places the organism in Eukaryota, Metazoa, Mollusca, Bivalvia, Pectinida, Pectinidae. The record is from RefSeq and is a predicted model, not a curated record. Gene Ontology annotation, cellular component: membrane. Gene Ontology annotation, molecular function: G protein-coupled receptor activity; protein binding.
AAAGUGAUUUUUUUACAGCUCAGUUGAUUUAAAUGUUUAGAUCAAAGGCAUGAUGAACGGAAUUCAAACGGAUUAAGGAAAAUACGAAACCUCAUCAUGCGUUUCUCUGAAUUAAUAUCCCUAUUCAUCCUGAUGGUGCCGUGUGGGCUAUCUAAAGAAUUGCUGACCAUAACAGGACCAAGCGAGGUUACUUUCCAGGAGACGUUGGUCUUGAGAUGUUCCACUCCUGAUCCAACACUGCUACCACUAACUUGGGUUUUAUCGAUGAACGGAAAAACUGUCCUGAUAAAACCAGAACAGGAUAGAUGGAGGUAUAGAACGACAUUAACUACAUCAACUACACCUGAAAACGUUACAUCUAGUGUCUUAAAGAUUAGAUACUCUUCAAUCCAUGAUGCAGGCUUCUAUGAAUGUCAUCCAAAUAUUUAUGAGAACACUAAUGCCACUAUAACAGUACCGUUUCACUUUGUGUCUGUUUCUCAUGAAAAAUGCAUGAAUAAAGAUAGAAUAGAGAGUAUCUUUGUACCAGGGAGGGGAUGUUACUCCGUCAGUGCGAACAAAGAUCGAGAGACAAAAUGCGAAGCCAUUACGAUAUCUAACUGGAAGGAACAACUAGUCGCUUCAGAUAUCAUAAAUGAGUUCAUCCACAAGUACGGGAUAGGAGGGAUCGGAUGGCAACAUUUUCCUAUCAAAGUAAACAACGAAAAGAGGAACUUUCGAUGGAAAGACUUCAUACGAGAUAAGUCCAAACGACUGACGUUCUCUGCCUGGAAGGACUAUGAUCACGGGGACGAGUACAGCACGUGUGUAUCAAUAUCUUUCGCGGGGAACGUCUUUACAAACUGGGUGUAUAGUAGAUGCGGUAUGAAAUAUUCAAUCUGCCUGAACUCCACAGUAACGGACGAGCAGGAAGUGCAAAUGCCUACACGUUCACCAAUCACCAGUGACAUGAACACGACAUCUCCGCACGUCCUGAACCGCCUUUUCCAAUGUAGACAAACAGGAGAGUUUAUUUUGUCUGAUUUUGUAUGUGAUAAUCGCCCAGAUUGUGUAGAUGAAUCAGAUGAAGGUGACUCAUGCCAAACGCAAACAACCGAGGCCGAGGUGACAACUUUCCUCUGUGACAAUGGAAAAUCUAUACCUUUGAAUCUUGUUUGUGAUUUCUAUCGUGACUGUUAUGAUGGUUCUGACGAACGUAACUGUUAUCAAUUUGUGUGUUUGUCGGGUCAGUGGACAUGCCACAGUGGUCAAUGUAUUGCUGAUUAUGACGUUUGCGAUAGCGAGGAAGAAUGUGAAGAUGGAUCCGACGAAUGGACAAAAACCUGCAACGGGUAUACGAAGCAGAUAGAGACCGUUUGGCCAUGCCCAUCCCCGAGGCAUGUAUCUAUUUAUAGGAUAUGUGAUAUGAUUCCUGAUUGUUAUGAUGGAAGCGAUGAGGACGAGAAAUCUUGUUACCUGGAGAAUCCAACAUAUUCCUGUUCCACUCAUUGUCCUGGAAAACGAUGUAACGCUACUUCAGUGAAAGUACAUUUCGGAACCAGUGGUUACGAAACUGUCGAUUGCUCCUACAUCUCGGAUGUCGUACAGAUGACAUGGCCAUUUUCCGCUUUCUUGGAUACGUCUCCACACCAGGAAGGAUGCUACUUCAAAAAUAAAGAAGACGGAUCUAUCAACAUUAAGUUGAUACAUGAUCAGCCCGUUUCUAUCCAGUACAAAAGUGAACAUAUCCUGAAGAAUCUGCUACAACACUCACGAAAUUGUUACCAAAUAGUAGAGCUUUGUUUCUUUGGGUUUUAUUUCAAAAAAACACACAUCCAAUUCUCUAGCCAAUGGGACGGAAAACACAUGAAAGAUCUUACAUACUGUGGAAAUGUUUUAAAAGAGUGUGAUACCUAUCGUGGCUGCUCUAUAGAACUUCCUGUAGACCAUCCAUCUUGUCAGGGAAAGGCCACAGUACUAAUAGACGCAGAUGUUCCAAUUCGUUGGGUCAAAUUGAAGAUAAACGACAACUCAAGACCGAUACUACGUAUUUCAAGACCAGUCUGCACGGAAGACCAGACUCUCAUCGGUCCAGAAUACUUCGAACCACAGCUUCUGUGUCUGAACGGAAUGAAUUACUACUCUCAUCAUCGCUGUUUGAUGGACUUUGACGUCACUGGUGAACCGAACUCUUGCAGAGAUCUGACACAUCUGCAAAACUGUGAAUCAUUUGCUUGUCCUACGAAUUUUAUGAAAUGCCCCGAGUCCUACUGUGUCCAUGCAAGGUUCUUGUGUGAUGGAGUACCACACUGUCCAAACAAUGAAGACGAGCAAGAAUGUGAACACUUCACUUGUCCUGGAUAUUUUAGAUGUCACAGCAAUAGAAAAUGUAUCCCUUUGGAACAGGUCUGUGAUGGAUUUAGCCAUUGUCCUCAAGGUGACGACGAACGGCAUUGUGACGUCAUUUGUCCAAACUCCUGCUCAUGUCAAGGACUUAUAUUCAAUUGUGUAGACAACGACGUCAGCAAGUCCCGGGUACUUGGUCAAAUUCCUGAACAGAUACGAGGACUUACUCUGCAAAUACGUCUUUCUGAAUGGACUGGUCUUCUUCCAUUCCAAUUACCCACGAUUUUUUCUCUUUCAUUGCAACACUGUCACAUUAAUUCUUUAUACUUUGGCAAUCAUUCCGUUUUUAAUGGACUCGGGUCGUUAAUUAGACUUGACCUCAGUUUUAAUGAUAUAUCCUCCAUACCAGCCAACACAUUUACAAUGCUUUUGAAGUUGGAAUAUCUCGUUUUAAAUCACAAUCCUAUUGUCGCGAUAGAUAAAAUGGCGUUUUCAGGUUUGCAUUUACUGCGCGAAUUUCAUCUCGUUGGAUCCCAAAUCAGCAACCUCUCCUCUGACAUAUUUGUUGACUGUGAGGCUCUAACAUAUCUGAAUCUCAGUUCCAACUAUAUCAAAUGGAUAGAUGCUGACACGUUUAACAACCUGGCUUAUGUUAAGAGGCUUGAUCUACGCAACAAUAGCUUACAGCUAUCGGAACAUAUGUUCAAAGGCUUGACCAGUCUUGGACACUUGUACGUUGAUUCCUAUACGUUGUGCUGUGCCAAACCUGCCUCGGUAAUUGAUCCAAAUUGUAUCGCUCCUCGUGAUAGUAUUUCAUCGUGUACUGAUCUCAUCCGUUUAUCUAUCUUAAGAGUAGCUCUUUGGAUCAUAGGACUUUGUGCAGUCUUUGGCAAUGGGUUCGUUUUGGUUUACCGAUUGAAGUACGACCGGGCAAAUCUGACGAAAAGCUACUCCGUUUUCGUUAUCAAUCUGAGCUUGUCUGAUAUACUUAUGGGUAUUUAUAUAAUAAUCAUUGGUGUUGCUGAUGCUGUAUUCAGAGAUCGCUAUGUUUGGGAGGAAGAGACUUGGCGCCAGAGUACCAUAUGCACAGUGAGUGGCAUGUUAUCCACGAUAUCUAGUGAGGCUUCCGCUUUUACCAUCUUGUUUAUAACUCUAGAUAGAACAGUGGCGAUAGUGUUCCCAUUUUCACCAAAACAAUUCACAACUAAAUCUGCAAUAGGAACGUCUGUAGGCAUUUGGAUCAUCUCAAUAGUGAUAGCCGUGCUUCCAGUUUCUAGUUUCAAAGAUUACUUCCGGGGAAAGUUUUACAGCUCUUCCGGUGUGUGUCUUGCACUUCCUUUGUCAGAUUCUGGUACACCUGGUUCAGAAUAUUCAGUUGCUAUUUUUGUUGGUUUAAAUUUUGUCAUCUUCAUAGUUAUAGCAGUUUGUCAAGUUGUGAUUUACCAGAAGAGCCGAACUCAUCUUACACUGCGUCGGAUGACGACCAAGCAGGACAAGGACAUUGCUAUAGCACGGACACUCACGGCAGUCGUCGCUACAGAUUUUUUCUGUUGGUUUCCUAUCUGUGGCCUAGGUAUCUGGACGUCACUGGGAGGAAGUGUAACAGGAGAUGUUUACGCCUGGGUGAUGGUCUUUGUUCUGCCCAUCAACUCGGCAAUUAAUCCAUUCCUCUACACAUUAGCAAACACGUGGAAAAGGAGAAAGAAUCAACAACAUCGAUCCUCCAGUAAUAGGGGCCUAAAAUCAGAAACCGAAUUGACCAAUAUGGUUUUGGACGUGAUGAAAACGUUCCGCUACAAAAGGGGCAGCCUGCCACUUCGUGAGUACCUGUGUAAUCCCAAAUCAGAGGUACAGAUUGGAGACGCAUUCAACAUAAUCCAUAGCUUGUUGGAGAGUCUAGUUUACCUUCACAAACAAGAAUUGGUCCACGGAAACAUUUCUGCUGAAUCAAUACGGAUAACUUUGAAGAACAACCGAGUGACAGAUGCAGGAUUUUCUAUGGAUCACCACCGAGUAUCACAAGACUAUGAAAAGUUAAAUGACAUCCACGACUUUGGUAUGAUAGUAAAGGCGCUUCUGAGGAAAAUCAAACUUCCGUGAACACGUCAUCAGGCGUUAUUGUUACGUAAUCAGUGAUUCAGCUAGUAUCCAAUCGCAUGCCGUGUUAUAAAUGCAGUGACAUUUUUUUUACGAUUAAUGAACUAAUCGUUUUUCCGUUUUUUAUUUUUUACGACUCUCCUGAUGUCUGAUGAAUUUUCCAUCAUUAGACUCUUUUGUACAGUCAUUUUGUGGUAAGAUUACUAUUUUUCGUAUGCAAUCGAAUUAAUUCUUUAUUUUAAAAUGCUCUUACGAUUUUCGACGUCAGGAAAUUACCAAUAUAUGAUUAAAGAGUUUACAAAAAGACCUACAGAGUAUCAAACAUGUUAAAAAUGAAAAGGGAGACAUCCAGAUGUUCCAGUGAGAUGAAGUAUAUUCAUCGUCGUUGAAGACAACCUCUCAAACGACAAAUUCGAACGUCGUUUAAGAAAGACAAUUGUUGUCACUAUUGUAGAAAAAAUCGGUAUUUAACAUCGGACCAUUACACGUGUAUUUUUACUCUGUCAGUUGUCCCUGUGACUGGAGGAAUCGGUGUUUGAAGGGAGCUGAAAGUGACAUACAGAUAAUAUUUAACAUUGCUGUUCUAAAGUUUACAGUUAUUGCUUAUCAAGACCAUAUUGUAUUACAAUAUAACUGCAUAUAAAAAGAAUGAAAAUAACUGACGCAUUCAAAUGUAGUUUAGA